Chara braunii is the source of this 6296-nucleotide messenger RNA. The record is from the annotation of a GenBank genome assembly. Lineage: Eukaryota; Viridiplantae; Streptophyta; Charophyceae; Charales; Characeae.
GGAUGGGAAAAAACGGUUGACUGGCAUGCAGGAUUUAUUUGUCCAGGCGGGGGAUGUCAUGAUCGAAUUGCAGAAAGCGCUGAUUCGAGCCGAGGGGAUGGUUAUCCGCUACCAGACGUCUGCCCAGUUGCCUCUGUUCCUGAGGGCGGAAGAGCUGGUGCAGGAAGAGAAAGAGGUCAGGCAGCAGAUGAAGAGUUGUGUGGAUGUGCUGGUGGGAAUGUACGGGAACAGAGCGAAAGACCCGGCGGUCUUGAUGGAGAUGCGGACGCUGAGCGAGCAGUUGACGCGUGCGAUGUCGACGACGAAUAUUGCGAUGGAGACUUUGGACCUGUCCCACGAGGUUGCUGCUGUAUUGAGAACAUGGGAUGGAGGGAGCGGCGGUUGCCCUGGUGCCUCUGGAGGCGGAGCGAAGAGGCGGCCCUCUUGUGAUGGACUGAUGGGGGGAUCGGAAGGCGUGGCAGCUGUCAUGGUCAGGAUGGAGCUUCUCGUCAGGGUUGGCGACCAUCUGGGCAUGACGAUUGAGGAAAUGAUGGAGGAGCAAGACAUCUUGCUCCGAGAAAGAGAAGAACUGCUCAGAAUGGCGUGCAAUCAGACCCCGCAGCAGCAUCUGCGGCGGUGUUCUCCGGACAACGCCAACUGCACGUGCCCGCAAACAGGCAACUCAACGUGCGAGUUGCUGGAGAAGUUUGCGGAGCUGCUACAGGUUGUUGCGGCGACGCAAAAUCGGCAUGGCAGCGGGCCGUUGAUGCCAGGGGCGGGCACACUAGGGUCGUCAACUGCGUCCUGCUCUGCGGCCUCUUCUGGAGGAGCAGGAGCCCUGGCCGUAGCAGCGUCUACACAGAUGUCUGCAUCUGCUCUGGCGCCAGUGGUGAUGGGGCUGGGCCUGUCGUCCAGCUCUUCUGCUGUGUCGGGAGGAUCGGCCAGUCAGCAGACCGAUAUGAAAAGGCGGGAGCUGGAGGAGAGGGUCACCUGCCCUAUCUGUUUACGAGUUAUGGAGAACCCAGUGACUGUGCGAUCGGGGAUGUCGUACUGCCGGGAGUGUAUCAUCAAUUGGUUCCGGGAGGGUCGGCGGGAGUGCCCUGUUACGCGGCAGACUCUUUUCGGCCAGGAGCUGUAUCCGAACUUCUUCCUCAGAAGCCUCAUUGAGAGACUUAGGACUGGGAGAGGGCUGAUGACAAAUGGGGGGGGUGCGUUAAUGGGGAAGAAGAAGCUUGCCGCUGACCCUAUCUCUGGGCAACCACUGCAUCAAUUGCCAAGACAUCACCAGGGCCCCGUCAUUUUGCCGCCUCGGAGGCAACCAUCAGAUCCAAGCCCGAUACGGGGCCUGUUGCUUGGUGUCGAGGGUCUCUCUUCUCCGCCCGCCAAAGCUGGGGCGAAGGAUGUCAUAGUGGGUGGUGGUCGGAAACAGCCCGCGCGUCCGCCCCAUUUCCGUACGGCGUCCGCCCCUGUUCCUUACUCUCCUUUGGUCCCUCCCCUCUCAGGAUCAUCACCGCCUGUUGCAACCUCACAAUGGCCUUCGGCAGGUUCCUCUCCUUCUUCUGUGUCUGCAAUGUCAAGCGGAGGGGACUGCGGAUCCCGGCAAGGGGCAGUGAGUGGACCCUUGGUAAUCGGUAUCGCAGCAAGGGACCGCUACUCCGGGGAGCUGGUAAAUGCAGGAAGUGGGCCCGCUGCUGGCCUCUCCUCAGGCGGACCUCGGCAUAGUUCGGGACAUGUCCCUGUACAGCGGAGAGGUUCCAGUGCUGCCAGCGCUGUUGCCGUGCCCGUUAUUGGUUCUGGGGUGCAGCCAAAGGGUGUGGCCGGCCAUUCUCGUCACAAGAGCGUCAGAACGGAUAUGUACUGCUUGUCCCAGUGGGUUGAGGUGGCAAAGGCGCCGCCCGGAGCUGAAUGGCGAGUGGAAUCCGCUCGGGCCCUGCGAGAGCUCGCCUCUCACAAAGAUAACCACACACAGUUGGUGCACGAGGGAGCCGUCGAACCACUCCUGUCUUUCCUGAGCUCUGAUCUGAUGGCCUUGGCAACGGAUGAUGCGGAUACACAGACUGAAUGCGUUGAGCAUUGCGUCUCUGCGCUUGCGUUUCUUGCUGUCGACUAUGGGGCACAGGCGGAAAUCGAGCGUCUCGGGGGCGAGUCCGUUCUUGUGAGAGUGGCAUCGUCGGGUUUGUCGAUACUGUGCUGCGAACUGGCAGCAUCGGCUCUCUGGACUUUGUCAUCUUCGCCUGUGAUGUCGUCUUUGGCGGCGGACGCGGCAAUGGUAGAAGCGCUGGGAAAGCUGCGAUGGAAAGGCUGCACCGGUGCUGUUCAGGAGAGUGCAGCGCAUGCCCUUGUCAAUAUUGCCUCUCGCGGCUUUUCUGAGGGUAUCCUGAAGGGUAAGGGGCUUCCCUUCUUGAUGGAGUUGGCGGUAUCACCUCCUACCCCCGUGUGUGUGGAGACGGCAAUCGAUGCCAUCUCAAAGAUGUCCUCAUUGGAGGAUCACGCGAAGUCGCUCUGCGAUAUGGACGCGGUCGGGAUGCUGCUGCGGCUGUCACAGUCAGGAAGUCAGGUGGUUGUGGUGGAGAAGGCAGUGCAGACGCUGUGGAACGUAUCCUUCGUGACGAACGGAAAGCAGAGAAUUGCAGAGUACAGAGGUGGUUGGGGCUUGGGGUGGAUGGUGGAGAUUGCAGCCCGAAAUGACUGGUCCCCGAAGGCGUGUGAAGCGGCAGCAGGGGUUCUCUGGAACCUUGCGACUGUUAGUUGUGCAGUUAGAAAGGAAAUUCGCUCGAGGGGUGGGGUGGGUGUUCUUCUGGGAGUUGUGAGAGGUGGACGAGCAGAGGGCUGUAAGGACUCGGCCCUUGGGUGCUUGCUUAACCUCUCAUUGGAUGAGGGAGGCAGGGUGGAGAUAUUGGACUCAAAAGGUGUGGCAUUGCUCUGUGAAUGGUUGUUCCAAGGAAUGCACUCCCUCAAGUCCCGCACCAAGAGCAACAUAAUUCGAACUCUCGGUUACCUGGCAUUGCAUGAUGUGGCGUCCUUGAGGGUGUGGAUGGCAGGCGGGACGCAUCAAGUUGUGAGAGUGCUGAAGGAUAAGGGAGUCGAUAGAGAGUGUCACGAGGUGUCUGUGAUGACUCUUGUGACGUUGGUGAGGAACGACAAGAACAGAUCAGUGGUGAUGAAGGAAGGGGGGCUGCCUGUAGCAAUUGAACUAGGCAUGAAUGCGUUGGCAGCGGCAGAAGGGGACGGUGAGCUGCAGGCAGAGGGCAACGGUAUGCUCGCCACACAUGUGGCAGGACUGCUUGCGGCUGUGGCAAUGGCAAAGAAAAAGCGCUAUGUCCGCGCAAUGGUGAGGGCGAAUGCACUGCCUUUCUUGCUGCGAGUUAUCGGCUCAGAGACAGCGCAUUUAUCUGGAAUUGUGCAGGCGCUACACGCUCUCCGUCUUCUCCUCGAGACCGGGGGGCAGCAGGAGAACAGCUUGUACCGCAGCGUGCGAGAUGAGAAUGGCAUCAAUAUCAUCGCGGCCUCUGUGCACAAGUGCAGGAUUAUGGCGAAGGCAGGCAGCAAGGAUGAUGGUUGUGAUCAGAGCACUUGCAGGAAGGAUGCACUGGUGACAAUUACCUUGGGAGCGGAGGUGCUGUACAUGCUCGCAAAUGACGCGGAAUCGAGAAUCGCGAUUGGACGGGAACAGCAAUUACUGUCAUCUCUAGUGGAUUCAGCUAUGGGUCGUGGUCAUGCUGAUGGUAUCCCCCAGGGACAUGAGGGUUUGAACUCAGGUACUGUGGUUUGGAAGGCUAGAUUGUCCUCCAUUCGAUUGCUGGCCAAACUGGCGCAGGACAGCGAGGUUCAUGCACAAUCGAUUGCCCGAGCAGGGGGUGGAGUAGGGGCUAUGGCAAUUGCCGCUGAUGUGGCUGCUAUGCUGUUUUCAGGUAGUGGCCGGAAGGGUUCGUCGGCGUCUGCCAGAAGUGGUGCGGAAAGCAGCGUGGCGCUUGGCGAAGACAGGGAGGUCGACAUUUUUGCAGGGGCGGAGAAUGCUCUGAUGCUGGUUAAUGUUUUGUUAGCUGGCGGAAACCGGCUUGUAGAGGACCAGCUGGUCUCCGACUCUUGUCUAGAAACGCUCCGCCUUCUAUCGGGCGAUGGACCGGGACAUGCGGGAAGCAUCAAAGUUCGCAGCGCAGCGAAUGCAUGCAUCAGUAACCUGGCAAGGCGUGGAGCUCGCUUUGCUCAGGCAGUCCUUGCUGCAGGUCUGGUCCCGGCGCCACAACUGGAAGUCAACGGCACAACCAAGUCAGGACAAGGAUCGGACUGCGAUGGUGGGUGCAGAGUCCUGUGGAUGUGCGGAACAGUCAGCGAUACUGCUGAUCGGGUUUAGCGGGCCUGUCAAAGGCGAGCAUAGCGGUGGUUGAUCUUGUCGGUUCUCAUGGUCUACAGUCUACAGUGUUCUGUCUAAUGCCAGCUAGCUGCUAUACCGUCAGCCGCUGGUUUGAUAAAGUCCCAGCCACAGGUUUGAUAAAUUGUCCGUCACCCCACACAGAUCCAAUCGAUCGUCAUCUCCCGGGUUUGGGCGACUGCUGACUGCGACAUACAGCCUGUCUUUGGGAUGUCGACGGAUAAAGACUGAUGGUGACGUAAGGUGACUUCUGUGAGAUACAGUUUGACAGUGGGACAGCAAGAGACGGCGGCGCAAACGAUUGCGGAGAGUUUGACAGUGGGACAGCAAGAGACGACGCAAAUGAUCGCAAGAGGCAUAGUAAAGCAGUCGAUGUGAACGUCGACAUUGGUGUCUUGUACCCUUUUUCCUAUUCUUCAAACACUGGGGUACUUAGUACCCACCACCACCUGAUAUGUGUCUGGUCAGAGCGCUGGUUUGUCACGUCAGAAGUCGCGUGGGGUCCUAUCCCGUCUUUUCCGCGGAGGUACGGCGGAGUUGGUAGUAUCGACCUGUUGUGUGUCUUGUUAGAGUGCUGGUCUGUCACGCCAGAAGUCGCGGGCUUAAAUCCUGUUUUUCCCGCGAGCUAUGACUGAGUAGGUAGUACCCACCCACUCCGUUCUGCGUCGCUUUUCUCUGUUCUGGCAAAGAAAAGCAGUCCGAAGGUUACGGAGUCGUUGUAUUGAUCAUCGUGUUCAUCUCCAUUAGUUUCGCAAACUUGUUCGCAUGUGUCGGGUGGGAGUACCGUCCAAUCAAAUGUGCAAUUGAUUGUAGAAUCAGUCGAUGCGAACAUCGACUGUGGUUUUGUCAUAUUUUUAUGAAGAAGCGGAGCGAUGUCCGUAGAGUGUGCAACAGGCCUGAAUGUUUGUCAAAGAAAUAACAAUACACAGUUCUCGCAAUGGGUGGAUGGAGGGACGAGGGCCGUCCGAUUCUCCGGGUGUAUGUACACCUCUAUGUAUGGAAGGAAGGAUAGACUGCCUCGCAAAGACAAUCAUCUCCUUAGUGCUGGAUGAGUGCAUGGGUGCCGGAUAGAUAAACCGUCUCGUCUUCCUAUGGUGGGAGGAAAUGAGGGAUUGUCUUCCUAUGGUGGGAGGAAAUGAGGGAUUGGCGGGCAGGUUCGGUAUUAUGUAGGGUGGGAGGGAUGCGCAUGGAAUUCCUGGUUCGUUUAAGAGAGCGGUCUCAUGUCUGGCUGAGUAGUUGAUGCUCAGCAGUCUGUCGGCUGCAACAGUGCUGGAAAGUGGAUUGUCAUGCGUGUCUUGUACUCGUUUGCCACAUGGAAAGAAGCAUGUCUGCAUGCGUCCAUGUGUGUUUGCAUGCAUAUGUCUGUUUGCGCUCGUGUGUGUGUAUAGGUGUGUGUGCAGGCGUGUGUGUACGUGUGUAUGUUCUGUGUGAGUGUGUGUUUUUGUGUUCAUGUGUGUGUGUGUGUGUGUGUGUGUGUGUGUGUGUGUGUGUGUGUGUGUGUUUGUGUGUGUGGUUGUGCGUGCGUACGUGUAUCCGUGCGUGUGUGUUCUUGUGUUUGGGUGUUUGUGUGUACAUGCGGGUGCAUGUCGGUGUUUGCAUCUGCGUGUGUAUGCGCAUGUGCAUGUGGGUGUCUGGGGCGGCAUGCGUGUGUGUGUGUGUGUGUGUGUGUGGAGAUGUGUGUGUGUGUGUGUGUGGAGAUGUGUGUGUGUGUGUGUGUGAAGAAUUGCGGACAGCCGUUGAAGGUGUGGUGGGCAAUUAUAGCCAUUUUUACAUUGCUUGUUAGCCAUAGGCCAUGCCUUGUUGCAUACUGUACAUUUGUUAGGGGUUGGUGCGAUCCCUUCCCUUCUUUUGUCAUGCCCUUCAGGAGGAGGUUUUUAGUGAAUCCUUGUGACGAUUGUCUCAGAAUUUUAGGAAGGUAGUAGGGUUUAUUGAAAUUUACCAUUUU